GAAGUGGGCAACAGUCAGUGACAGGAGUUGAAGCUUCAGAUGAUGCUAACAGUUACUGGCGGAUUCGUGGGAAGAGUGAUGGCAGUUGCCAGCGUGGGACACCGGUGAAAUGUGGGCAAGCUAUACGACUUACCCAUGUUAACACAGGAAAAAAUUUACACACUCAUCACUUCCCAUCACCGCUCUCCAAUAAUCAAGAAGUAAGUGCCUUUGGUGAUGAUGGCGAAGGAGAUGACCUCGAUAUAUGGAUUGUGCAAUGCAGUGGGACUUACUGGGAGCGGGAGGAUGCAGUGCGCUUCAAGCACGUAGGAACAGAGGUGUUCCUUUCAAUAACAGGGGAACAGUAUGGCCAUCCCAUUAGAGGCCAACGGGAAGUUCAUGGCAUGCCUACUGCUAAUCAUCACAACUAUUGGAAAGCAAUGGAAGGAAUCUUCAUCAAACCCAGUAUGGACCCUGCAAAACACGAUGAGCUCUGAAUUGACAGAGGAUCCAAAAUGCUUCAGCUUACUCCAGUGUUCGGAGAUGCUAAUCCUUGGUCUCUUGUAAGCCACGCCUUGCCUAGGUGACUGACUUUCUGUAUUACUGAAGGGCAUUAGUUCAUUCUAGGAAUGCAGCACUUCUGUGGGGAAUGGCACCUGCAAACUGGUGAAAUCCUUUCUGAAUUUUCAAGCUUAAUUGAUGGAAGUAAUUCAUACAUCUGUUAGUUUUCGUUGUCACUUGUUUUGCUUUUUACUUUUUCUCGAGUUUGAAGGAAAUGGAAAAACUGAAUACGUUUCUGUAGUUCCAAGUACAAUAAAACAUUGUAUUUUAUAAUCUUUUUCCAAUUAUAAUUAAAUGUUUGGAA
Messenger RNA from Tauraco erythrolophus (red-crested turaco), 844 nucleotides. The record is from RefSeq and is a predicted model, not a curated record. Lineage: Eukaryota; Metazoa; Chordata; Aves; Musophagiformes; Musophagidae.